This is a messenger RNA of Equus caballus (horse), 2228 nucleotides long. RefSeq names its product tRNA nucleotidyl transferase 1 (gene TRNT1). Gene Ontology annotation, biological process: tRNA 3'-terminal CCA addition; mitochondrial tRNA 3'-end processing. The record is from RefSeq and is a predicted model, not a curated record. Lineage: Eukaryota; Metazoa; Chordata; Mammalia; Perissodactyla; Equidae. Gene Ontology annotation, cellular component: mitochondrion. Gene Ontology annotation, molecular function: nucleotidyltransferase activity; tRNA binding.
GGCGUGCGGGUGCGCACCGCACAAAGGGGCCGGGAGGAACGGUGUUGCCCGCUCGGGGCCGGGUAUAGGUGAAGGCGGGAGCCGGGGGCGGCGAGAGGCCACCUCCGCUCUCGGGGACAAAGCCCAGUGUGGAGGUCCAGGGGCCGCGUCGCUGCCACGUCUCGGCUGACCGCGGGCUGAUUCAUCGGGUUCCCCCGGGCACUUUCCCUUCCUCUCGGCCAGGCCCCCGAGGGUCUCACCAAGUCUUUUCGGGCCAGCACCUGGUGUGGGGGGCGGAACACGCCAUUUCAGGGCCAGGGUCCCCAACGGGUUUUUUUGCGUUGAGGCAGAUGUGGAAGCAAACGGAGUGUUUUUCUUUCCCAUGUGGUCUCGAUGUGGGGUUGGUGACUUUCUCCCCAGAUGCUGAGGUGCCUGAAUCCCUGGCGCAGGCCAUUACUGAGCCGUGGUUGGAGCAGAGUGUGCCUUCUGAAGCAAUAUCUAUUUACAAUGAAGUUGCAGUCUCCAGAAUUCCAGUCACUUUUCACAGAAGGAUUGAAGAGUCUGACAGAAUUAUUUGUCAAAGAAAAUCAUGAAUUAAGAAUAGCAGGAGGAGCAGUGAGGGAUUUAUUAAAUGGAGUAAAGCCUCAGGAUGUGGAUUUUGCUACCACUGCUACCCCAGCUCAAAUGAAGGAGAUGUUUCAGUCUGCCGGUAUUCGUAUGAUAAACAACAAAGGAGAAAAGCAUGGAACAAUCACUGCCAGGCUUCAUGAAGAAAAUUUUGAAAUUACUACACUACGGAUUGAUGUUGUCACUGAUGGAAGACAUGCUGAGGUAGAAUUCACAACUGACUGGCAGAAAGAUGCUGAACGCAGAGAUCUCACUAUAAAUUCUAUGUUUUUAGGUUUUGAUGGUACUUUAUUUGACUACUUUAAUGGUUAUGAAGAUUUACAGAAUAAGAAAGUUAGAUUUGUUGGACAUGCGAAACAGAGGAUACAAGAAGAUUAUCUUCGAAUUUUAAGAUAUUUCAGAUUUUAUGGGAGAAUUGUAGACAAACUUGGUGACCACGAUCCUGAGACUUUGGAAGCAAUUGCAGAAAAUGCGAAAGGCUUGGCUGCAAUAUCAGGAGAGAGGAUUUGGGUAGAACUGAAAAAAAUUCUUGUUGGUAACCAUGUAAAUCAUUUGAUUCACCUCAUCUAUGAUCUUGAUGUGGCUCCUUACAUAGGCUUACCUGCUAAUGCAAGUUUAGAAGAAUUUGACAAAGUCAGUAAAAAUGUUGAAGGUUUGUCACCAAAGCCAAUGACUCUCUUGGCCUCAUUAUUCAAAGUACAGGAUGAUGUCACAAAAUUGGAUUUGAGGUUGAAGAUUUCAAAAGAAGAGAAAAACCUUGGUUUAUUUAUAGUUAAAAACAGGAAAGAUUUAAUUAAAGCAACAGAUAGUUCAGAACCAUUGAAACCCUAUCAAGACUUCAUUAUAGAUUCUAGGGAAUCUGAUGCAACUACUCGUGUAUGUGAACUACUGAAGUACCAAGGAGAGCAGUGUCUUCUAAAGGAAAUGCAGCAGUGGUCCAUUCCUCCAUUUCCCGUAAGUGGCCAUGACAUCAGAAAAGUGGGCAUUUCUUCAGGAAAAGAAAUUGGGGCUCUAUUGCAACAGUUGCGAGAACGGUGGAAAAAAAGUGGUUACCAAAUGGAGAAAGAUGAACUUCUAAGUUACAUAAAGAAGACCUAAAGUUGAUGAGAGCUGCCUACUAAAAAGCAGAAAAUUUGUGGUUAGUUUUUUUUUUUGCCCUCCCUCUUGAGAUUUAAGAGAUUUGAAUAUAUAGCAGAAUAAAAGCCAGCGUAGAGGACCUCGUCAGAAGAAUGAAGAUCUUAUUUUGUGAAAUAUAAUUAUAUUUCAGGCACUACACUGAAGUCUACCUCCUCUUAAUCUGAUUUAUAUCAUCACUGAACCUUAUAAUUCUUUUGGAAUAGUUCCUACUGAGAAAAGUAUAUUUGGCCUCUCCUUUCUAUCUUUAUCUGUCUAGGCUUUAAAAGAAAAAGUUUUGUUUUGUUUUGUAUAGGACAGUACUAUCUUAAAAAGUGGUAACUGUCUUGAGGACAUGUUUCUUAGUGUUUGCAAUUGAAAUAACUUAUUUUAUACAAUGAUUGUCUAUGAUGUGUCAGUUCUUAUCUGAAUUUCAGAAUAAACUUGUGCUUGAAAAGAAAAUAAUUGACAAGUUUGCAUAAAAUAUCCUAUAUAAAAUGUGAAGAUCA